AUGAAUUCAUUUAGAAAUAAUGGUAACUCUACACAAGAUCAUGAUGAUCAUGAACAGCUACUUGCAGCUCAAGCACACAUAUGGAAUCACAUAUUCAAUUUCAUAAACUCAAUGUCCCUAAAAUGUGCACUUGAGUUAGGAAUUCCAAACAUCAUUCACAAACAUGGUGAUAAUCAACCCAUGACCCUUCAUCAAUUGGUCAAUUCUCUUCCCGUGAACCAGGAAAAAUCCCAAUUCAUCCCCCGCCUAAUGCGAAUUCUCACGCAUUCGGGCUUCUUUCGAAAAGAAAAAACCUUUGGAGAAGAAGGCUAUUCGCUUACUCCAUCGUCUAAACUCCUUGUAAAAGACAACCCUUCAAGCGUGACGCCAUUUGUGAUGGCAAUGCUCGAUCCACUCUUGAUGGAUCCAUGGCAUCAUCUGAGCCAAUGGUUUCAAUAUGGUAGUGAUGUUAGCGUAACGCCAUUCACCACGUGUCACGGAAAAGGUUUAUGGGAGCUCGCGGGUGAUGAACCGGGGUUGAACCGGUUCUUCAACGAGGCGAUGACCAGUGAUUGUCGGCUGGUUAGUAAAGUGGUGAUCAAAAAUUGUGGAGAUGUUUUCUUGGGGAUGAAUUCAAUGGUGGAUGUUGGUGGCGGAACCGGAACCAUGGCCAAGGCUUUGGCUGAUGCUUUUCCCAACUUGAAGUGUACUGUGUUGGAUCUUCCUCAUGUGGUUGAUGGCUUGAAGAAUAGUUGUACUGAGGAUUUGGUCUUUGUUGGAGGAGACAUGUUUGAUGCCAUUCCUCCUGCUGAUGCAGUUUUGUUGAAGUGGAUAUUGCAUGAUUGGAGUGAUGAAGAAUGCGUACAAAUACUCAAGAAAUGCAAAGAGGCAAUCCCAAACAAGAAGAACGGGGGGAAGGUAAUCAUUAUUGAUAUGGUGAUAAAGAAAGAAGAGAAGCAUAAAGGGAACAAAAAUGGCACUGAUCAUGAGGGAUUUGAGACUCAACUAUUCUUUGAUAUGUUGAUGAUGGUUUUGGUCACUGGAAAAGAAAGAAAUGAGGAAGAGUGGGCAAAUCUCUUUCAUGAAGCUGGCUUCAAUUCCUAUACAAUUACUCCUCUACUCGGCUUGAGAUCUCUCAUCGAGAAUGACAUGAUCAAACCAGCAAUUCAAGGAGUCGCAAACAUCCUAAGAACAUGUGCGAAAUCCGGAACGGCGAAACGGGUGGUUUUCACUUCUUCAGCUGCAGCUGUAACCAUCAACGAGACCUCAGUGGUACAGGGCUUGUCAGGGAUGAAGGAAACUGAACUGAUGUGGUGUUUCUUUUGUCUACAGAAGCCUAAUCGGGGAUAUCCUGUUUCCAAGACCCUGGCUGAGAAGGCCGCCUGGAAAUUCGCCGAAGAAAAUAAUCUUGAUCUAAUCACUGUAAUUCCAAGUCUAAUUGCUGGUCUUUCUCUUACCCCUGACAUUCCCUCAAGUGUCAACUUUGCUAUGUCCUUAGUCACAGAAAAUGAGUUCCUGAUUAAUGGCUUGAAAGGGAUGCGCCAAAUGCUGUCAGGAUCACAUGUCCCUUACUCAACUGGAAGUUGUAUGUGA
Molecule: messenger RNA, 1572 nt
Organism: Oldenlandia corymbosa var. corymbosa
Lineage: Eukaryota; Viridiplantae; Streptophyta; Magnoliopsida; Gentianales; Rubiaceae
Source: the annotation of a GenBank genome assembly